UCCUCAAACUGAAACGUGUUGACAGUAGUUGCAGAGUGUGGACAGGACACAGCCCCCCAGUCACAUGACGCUGACCACUGUCCCACUGCUAUAAAUGCACUUCGGUAUACUUUAGUAGCUCCUUUUCAUUUCCACGCCAAAGCUGCUUGACUGUGCGUGCGUGUAGUGGUCUCGUCCACGAAGCUACGAAGACGUAGCUUGGACUUUCUUCCUCAAAGUCAUGGCAGACCAGGCUUUUGUGACAUUAGCUACCAAUGACAACUAUGCAAUGGGAGCCAUGGUUCUGGGCCAGUCCCUGCGCAGACACAAAACCUCCAAAAAGUUGGCAGCCCUCAUUGGGCCACAUGUGUCAGAACCCUGCCAGUCCGUGCUGAGGAGGAUCUUCGAUGAAGUUCGGCUGGUCGACUUGUUGGACAGCAAAGAUGCGGCCCAUCUGGCCUUGAUGCAGAGGCCCGAUUUGGGUGUCACCUUUACCAAACUCCACUGCUGGACACUCACGCAUUAUUCAAAGUGUGUCUUCAUGGACGCAGACACUCUGGUGCUUUCGAAUAUAGAUGAGCUCUUUGACAGAGAAGAACUGUCAGCUGCCCCCGAUCCUGGCUGGCCAGACUGCUUCAACUCUGGUGUGUUUGUUUUUCGCCCGUCUGUGGAGACUUAUGACAAACUGCUUCAGUACUGCACGGAACACGGCAGCUUUGACGGGGGAGACCAGGGAGUUCUUAACGGCUUUUUCAGCAAUUGGGCCACAGCUGACAUUUCCAAACACCUCCCGUUCAUCUACAACCUCAGCAGCAUCGCAAUUUAUACGUAUCUACCGGCAUUCAAGCGCUAUGGCAGCAACGCCAAGGUGGUCCACUUCCUGGGGAAGACCAAACCUUGGAGCCAAGGAUUGGACGCAAAAACAAAAGAGCAGUCCUCCGGGAGCACGCACCCCUCCUUCCUCCUAGACUGGUGGGCUGUGUACUCCACAAGCGUGGUGCCUAUGCUAAAAGAGCAAUACGGAGACCAGGCCUUCCACUCAGAAUGUGUCGAGCAGGCCGCGGAGGGCCUUGCAUCUGCAGCCGCUGCACUCCACCUGUCACCUCCACCGCUGCAACCGCAGCCGUCUUCUGAAGAGCGCAAGCAGAAAUGGGAGCAAGGCCAGGCGGACUAUAUGGGGACAGAUUCCUUUGACAAUAUCAAGAGGAAGCUUGAUACUUUCCUUAAAUGAGGAGUGAAGGGAUGCACUUAAACUGCCACAAGUCAUACAUGUGUAUCUCAAUAUGUUAGAAUGUGGGGGAAGAAUUCCAUUUUUUCAAUAGUUUGAUUAAAGAAGUGAACCUUGUUUUACAGUACUGUACUAUAAUUUUAUGGAAAGUGAUUUGAGUAAUUUUUUGUUUACUGUAAAUCUAAACAGCAUAUUAUGAAAUAGCUCGCCGUGUGUAGUGAAUCCACACUAAACAGGUUUCACUUUGUAAAUUGAACUACAUGAACUUUUAUUCCAUAUUCUAAUUCAUUGAGAUGCACCUUUAUAUCACCCAUUUGCUUACUCUCCAAAGAUCGCAGAGUUAAAUAACGACUGCUAUAAUUAUUGUGUUCUGCUUGCCACAUGCUGCCAUAGGCUGUUGGAUCAAAAGUUGAAGAAAGCCUUUCUACAUUUUGUACACAAAAUAUAGUAUUUACCUGUACAUUAUUUGAUUUUUGCAUUUUUAUUUAAAAGAAAAAACAAUCAUCUGAGAAUUUUCACAAGUUCUUAAGAACUAAACGGAUCAAGUGUUUACUUCUGGAAGCUUCGUAAGCAUAAGCAUACAAUUCUGUAUACUUCAACGUUUUGACCAGGAUGUGUGAUAAUAACUUUCAUCCGGAAAUAAUAUGUUUGAAAAAAUGAAAUUGGCUUAAGUGUGUUUAUUUCAACAUUAUGCCAUUUGGUUAGCUGUUCAAAUGUUUGUAUAACACCAGAUAUACACUAUCAUUUCACUUGUUAUUACUGUGUUUACAUACUAUUAAAGGCAGAUCAUCUGUG
Molecule: messenger RNA, 2002 nt
Organism: Corythoichthys intestinalis (scribbled pipefish)
Lineage: Eukaryota; Metazoa; Chordata; Actinopteri; Syngnathiformes; Syngnathidae
Product: glycogenin-1-like
Exons: 7
Coding region: 221-1210 (329 amino acids)
Biological process (GO): glycogen biosynthetic process
Cellular component (GO): cytoplasm
Molecular function (GO): glycosyltransferase activity
Source: RefSeq, a predicted model, not a curated record